Molecule: messenger RNA, 769 nt
Organism: Daldinia caldariorum
Lineage: Eukaryota; Fungi; Ascomycota; Sordariomycetes; Xylariales; Hypoxylaceae
Exons: 3
Coding region: 18-653 (211 amino acids)
Source: RefSeq, a predicted model, not a curated record
GUAGACACUUCCAUAUCAUGUCCAAGAUAACGGCCUAUGGGCAGAUCGGGGACGCUCAAUCGGAAUGGCAUCCCGAUAUGGCCAUCCCGAAAGGCGGUCCCCUGCCUAAAGAUAACGAGGAUAAGAGCGCAACGGUAUUUAUCAAACCGGAGCCAAGCAUCGGCUGCGGGACGCCACAAUGUCCAAAGGUAUAUUGGGAAAAGAAAGUCUUUUACGACCGGUUAGUGAGAAAGCAGCAAGAUGUGCUAAAGUCGAGCGAGAACUUUGCUCAAGAAGCGGCGAGAAAUCUAGGCUUUUCUCACGUUAUUAUCCGAAAGGAGCUUCACGACGUUGCUAAUACCUACGGCCAAGUCGGAAGACUACAGACGAGGCGCACGAAGACGGGAAUCGAGUCGGAUCAAAUCCAUCUGACGGUAUAUCUCGCGAACCAACCAAAUUGGGUAUGCGUGCACGGACAUAUCUACGGGGUCGUGCGGGAAACAACAUAUAAGUGGAUGAGCGAGAGGAAGAGUAAAUAUGUUAAGAAAGUACCAGAGUAUACGGAGUAUGUUAUGAUGCCAAACGACCAACGAUGGAUGGCGAAAGAGCGUCCGGAUCAGCAUCGUCGGAAUCCCGAGCUGUGGGAGUGGUUCGAAUAUAUACCAGGUACCUAGGGUGCAUGAAUGAAUUAGUGAGAUAGUAUAAUUGUAUUGUAGCAGUAACUACCAAUUCGUUCAUGAAUUUAUUUGAUACGAUAUCAAAUAUAUUCUUUCUAAAAAAAUGUGAUACU